This is a messenger RNA of Drosophila ananassae, 515 nucleotides long. Its product is annotated as protein dpy-30 homolog. Gene Ontology annotation, cellular component: Set1C/COMPASS complex. The transcript is spliced from 2 exons. The record is from RefSeq and is a predicted model, not a curated record. NCBI's taxonomy places the organism in Eukaryota, Metazoa, Arthropoda, Insecta, Diptera, Drosophilidae. The coding region runs from base 32 to 331 and encodes 99 amino acids.
CUCCAGAGAAGUUACUCGAACCAACUCAAAAAUGCCUUAUGGAGAGGGAAGUAUUAACCCGGCUGGAGCUGGAGGCGACUUGACCAAGGAGAACGCAAACUCCGAUGCCUCCUUGAACGGGCCCGCCCCGUUCGCUGCCUGCCGCAAGCCCCGUCCGGACGCUAACUCCUUGAAUGUCCGGCAGUAUCUGGACCAGACAGUGGCCCCCAUUCUGCUCCACGGACUCCAGGCUCUGGCCAAGGACAGGCCCAGCGAUCCUGUGAGCUACCUGGCCACCUACUUGCUGAAGAACAAGAACAGAUGCGACGAGGUUAAUCCAGAGGAGGAGUAAUUAUGGAAUGAUCCACAAACACAAUAUUAGGCCCCUAACAAGUUUCGAGUUUAUUUUCCUGUCCGAUUUCUGUCAAACACCGAUGUACGCUAAUUUUUUUGUCAUCUAUUUUUUGCACUCUCCACUUGUACACAAUUUAUCGCUGAUUAAUGCUGGCUAAAAUAAAUGCAUAAAAAAAAACCAA